UCUUGCAUUGAUCAGCUGUGCUGCAAUUACAGCUGCGUAAAUCCGAACAGUCCGGGCGCUGGUCCGCGUAAAACAAAUCCAGCAGGAGGUGAAAUGUCUCUGAAGGCAGACUUUGAGAAGAUUGCUGAGGAUGUGAAGAAGUUGAAGAAGAGACCAACAGACCAGGAGCUGCUGGACCUCUACGGCCUGUACAAACAGUCAGUUGUGGGAGACAUUAACGUCGGUGAGAUGGGACUGACGGACCUUAAAGGAAAAGCCAAGUGGAAAGCCUGGAACUCCAGGAAAGGUAUGUCCACUGAUGACGCCAUGUCAGCCUACAUUGCGCUCGCCAAAGAAUACAUCAGUAAAUACGGGAUGUGAUGUGUCACUUCAAAGUAACUAUAACAGAGUAUCUUAUGGAAAUAUAAAAAACAUAAUCUAAUUAAAUAAAAACAAUGUUGAUGUGUAUGUGGAUAAUGAGUAACUUUUUUCAGUUAGAAUAAAGCGAUUUAUUUUUUUAAUUUGUUGUGAUUUACUUCCUUAACCCUUGUAUGGUGUUUGGAUCUGUGGGAUCCAGUUUUCAAUUUGUACUAUCAGAAAACCUUUCUUAUUGACAAAUUUGUUAAAACUAAACAUGUUAAUGAU
This is a messenger RNA of Thalassophryne amazonica, 624 nucleotides long. It is a transcript of the gene acbd7, whose product is annotated as acyl-CoA binding domain containing 7. NCBI's taxonomy places the organism in Eukaryota, Metazoa, Chordata, Actinopteri, Batrachoidiformes, Batrachoididae. The record is from RefSeq and is a predicted model, not a curated record. Gene Ontology annotation, biological process: fatty acid metabolic process. The coding region runs from base 94 to 360 and encodes 88 amino acids. The transcript is spliced from 4 exons. Gene Ontology annotation, molecular function: fatty-acyl-CoA binding.